Molecule: messenger RNA, 962 nt
Organism: Rubroshorea leprosula
Lineage: Eukaryota; Viridiplantae; Streptophyta; Magnoliopsida; Malvales; Dipterocarpaceae
Source: the annotation of a GenBank genome assembly
CCACAACCUAUCACAUCAUUUCUUCAACUCUCAAAGAAAACAGGGAAACAGAGCAAAAAAACAGAGAUACUUUUUUUUUUUUUUGGGAAAGGCAAAAAAACAGAGAUACUAGGAAAAACAUUUCCUUUGUUUGAUUCUGAUAUACAAAGAAAAAUGGCUGAGAAGACCCAGCAAGGGUAUCCGCUGGCUCCGGCGAAUGGCUACCCGAGGAGUGACGAAGAGGCAGCGAGCAUCCAGGCCAUGGAACUGAAACGGAAGAAAAGAAUCAAAUGGGCAGUCUACAUCGCCGCCUUUGCGGUGUUCCAGACCAUCAUCAUCCUGGUUUUCGCACUGACUUUCAUGCGCAUCAGGAACCCUAAGGUGAGGUUCGGUACAAUCGACAUCCAAAGCUUCCAAACCACCUCCCCUACAGGAGCUUCCCAGGCGUCAUUUGACAUGAGAUUCAUCGCACAAGUUACAGUAAAGAACACGAAUUUCGGUCACUACAAGUUCGAUAACAGUACUAUGAAGUUUUUGUACGAUGGGGUUGAAGUAGGACAGGCAAUCAUACCCAAGGCCAGGGCUAGGGCUCGCUCGACCAAGAAGUUGGAUGUAACGGUGGAACUGAAGUCUAAUGGGUUGACGAAUACUUCUACGCUCGGAACAGAGCUGAGUUCCAAUGUGCUGACGUUGUAUAGUCAGGCCAAGGUGACCGGAAAAGUGGAACUGAUGAAGGUGAUGAAGAGGAAGAAAUCGGCGGAGAUGAAGUGCACUCUAGUCUUCAGUUUGCAGACUAAGACGGUCCAACAAUUGAAGUGCAAGUAGAUCAAAAUAUGGGAAUUUCGGUGUAUUUUCUUAAUGCUUGUUCCUCUAUCAUGCCUGAUUUGAGUGCAUUCCCGCCUUCCACUUGAUGUGACAUUUUCAUCUUAUUUUUAUUUUUUUUAUUAUUGUUGAUUUUACAGAAAUAAAUAUAAAAUUAUCUA